Molecule: messenger RNA, 2069 nt
Organism: Chenopodium quinoa (quinoa)
Lineage: Eukaryota; Viridiplantae; Streptophyta; Magnoliopsida; Caryophyllales; Amaranthaceae
Exons: 1
Coding region: 492-1757 (421 amino acids)
Molecular function (GO): methyltransferase activity
Source: RefSeq, a predicted model, not a curated record
AAGGACCAACUCAACCAAAAGCUUAAACUGAUGGCUGAGGCCCAAGAAUAUGUUUUAUACUCUAUCAGACUUUAAAAUUAUACUUUCAAUUAUGGAGUAUAAGAUAACAUUAAUUUUAAUAUGAAGUAAAAAAACUAUGGUCGAUCAAAUAUUUGAAAAAAAAAAUACUCCAUAGUGUAAAAAAGUUCAAUCCUAUCAAUUAUUCUAAAACAUAUAAAAUAUUACUAAUUUUUUUUUUUGUUAAUAAAUCAACAUUUAUUAGUUAUUACAUUUAUUUCUAGUAUCCCCUCAAAAAAAAAAAAAAAAAAAAACAUUUAUUUCUAGUAAUUGACUAGUUUGUCAACUCUCACUAUCCUUUCCACUCUAGAUCUCUUCUUCCUCCCUCAGACACUCACUCACUCAUUCUUACAGAAAAUUCCACUUCCUAAAUUCUAUCUUCUCUGCUACAAAUUCAUCAACAACAACAAGAACAAGAUCAAAAUCCCAGAAAAAUGGGGUCAGUAUCCUUAAAAAUAGGGGAUGGAACAGCAAGAUUCAAAAGAGCAACAAUUUGUACAUCAGCAGUAAAUGGAUUAAUGCUAUUUUCAGUUCUUACCACAAAUCUCUUUGCACUUUAUGCAUUCACUUACAAUCCCAGCAACAAUUCAUCACAAAAUCAAACCCCACUUCACCGAGCUCACAAAAACAUCUCUUUAAUCACUGAACAAGUCUCCUUAAUCAUGGAUGAGAUCCAAUCUUCCCAGAAAAAGCUAACCCAGAUCGAAAAGGAGCUUCUGGGUUACGAAUCAAUCGAUAUUACAAAACCCGGUUUAUCCAAUGAGCUCAAGAUCUUCUUGCAGAGGCAUUCAUUGCCACUUGGAAAAGAUUCAAGAACUGGGAUCACUGAAAUGGUAGCUUCAGUUGGUCAUACUUGCAGCAAAUCAAUGGAUUUAUUGUCUCAAUAUAUGAAUUACAAGGUUAAUGGGCCUUGCCCUGAUGAUUUGGGGUUGGCCCAGAAGCUGAUUUCAAAGGGGUGUGAGCCUUUGCCAAGAAGAAGGUGUUUUGCUAAGACAUUGAAUAAGGUAGGGUUUCUGUAUCCAUUUCCUGCUUCUCUUUGGAAAACUGUUAGUGAUAAGAUUGUCAGUUGGAGUGGUUUGAAUUGCAAGAAUUUUGCCUGUUUGAGUGGUAAAAAAAUAGGGAAAGAUUGUGUUAAUUGCUUUGAUUUGAGUAAUGUUAAUGAGAAUCAGAGGUUUGUUAAGGGUAAAGGAAAAAAUGAUUUUACUAUUGAUGAUGUUUUGAGUAUGGGUGGUGAAGGGGUUAGGAUUGGUCUUGAUAUUGCUGGUGGUUCAGGAACUUUUGCUGCUAGAAUGGCUGAGAGGGAUGUCACUGUGAUUACUCAGGCAUUGAAUGUUGAGGCGCCCGCCAACGAUUUCAUUGCUUCUAGGGGGUUAUUCCCUUUGUUUAUGAGCUUGGAUCAUAGGUUUCCAUUUUAUGAUAAUGUGUUUGAUUUGGUUCAUGCUGGAAGUGCAUUGGAUGUUGGAGGGAAGGCUGAGAAACUUGAGUUCUUAAUGUUCGAUAUUGAUCGAGUUUUGAGGGCUGGGGGUUUGUUAUGGUUGGAUAACUUCUUUUGUGCUACUGAUGAGAAGAAGAGGGAUAUAACAAGAUUGAUUGAGAAAUUUGGGUAUAAGAAGCUGAAAUGGGUUGUAGGAGAGAAAACAGGAUCAGGGAAAUCGGAAUUGUAUUUGUCAGCUGUUUUAGAGAAGCCUGUAAGAGUAUAAUUUGCGAAGAGGUUCGUUCCAAUGAUCAUUGAUAGGUAAGAACAAUAUCAGUUUUUUCGGCAUAGUUCAUAUCAAAUUCAUAUGAACUUGUGCUAUAGAUUUCGCAAGAUAUAUUUAAUUUAAUUGCCUAAUAAACUGAGAAGGAAGACAACUAGUUAGUGUUUCUCAUUUCCAGCAAAUGUCAUAGAAGAAGAUAGAAGUUAUUUACAAAUUACAAUGCAACUAGGAUAUAUAGUUUCUAAGUUAUUUCUAUUUUGUAAUGGAUACAUACUCGAUUAGAAGUUAAUGAAGUUUAAAUCCAUUGAAGUGUUC